AUGUCCAGUGUGUCUGUGGAGGAAGGAGAAGCAGGAGUUCGAGUCCAAGCUGAAGCUCCACAUCUUGUCAGCCUCGGAAGUGGGCGGUUGAGCAUCGCGGUGACAAUUCAUCCUCUUCCUAGUGGAACAACUGUCCUAGGGAGUGGAAAACAUGUUGACAUUGUUGUAAAUGGCCUCGGGGUAGACGAGCAGCACUGUUACAUCGAGAACAAUCGAGGCAUCCUUACUCUCCAUUCGAAAUCUCCACGGACCACGAUAGAUGGUCUUCCUGUUACCCAGCCAACUCGGUUAUCACAAGGGUCAAUUAUAGGCCUCGGACAUUCAAGUUACUUCAGGUUCAACCAUCCAGACCAAGCCAGGUUGAUGAAGAAGACACUUCCAGAUCCUAAGAAUUCAAUGCUUCCAUUAACAUUUUAUCAAGGUGCUUGUGUUGAAAUGGAUGGUAAUUCACCUUAUCAUCACCAAGAAUCUCGUUCAAGAGAUACAUGCUCAGGCAUCAACAAUUUUGUGAAAAUGAGUCCUAAAAAUGGUGAGAUUAUGAAUGGUGAAUUAAGCCCGAGUAAUUGGAGACCCAAUGUUUCAAGUCCGUCUCACAACAAAGAUUCGACUCCAUUCACUCCUUUCAAACCUCCUCCCCAUUCUUCAUCACCCUCACACAACAAACAGAACAAAUCUGAUAAAAAUGCUAAGAAUUGUGACAUCGAAGAAUUAGACCUCGAUGAGAUUCUGGCCAUUUGUUCAGAGUACCAGAGAGAAAACCAAAUAGAGAGGAGUACUAAACCCGUUCAAAACCGGAUAAAAACCAAUGGCUCUUUACCGAGAGAGAAGAGAUUAAACUCGCCCACGUCACCAACCCAUCAGCACAGUUUCUCAUUUGAUACAAGUGACUUGAUGUAUGGAGGUGAAAAAGAUCGAUCAAAAGAUAAUAAAAAAUCUCUCCAUACAUAUGAAAAUGUAACGUUUGUUCCUGGUAGCCCGAGACCAAGGAUUAAAACUUUUCUAAACAAAGAUAGUAGUCCAACUAAUGUUAGUAACCCUCCUGAUGGUCAUGGUGGCAACCGAAGUGGCCUACAUUUAAAUCUAGAACCAGUCAUCCUACGCAACAAGUCAUCCUCAUCGACGUUCAAUGAGUUAUCUGAACAAAAUCAGUCAAUAUCAUCGAUGACCAGUAAUCUCGAUGGUGUAAAAGAACGAGACAGAGCCAGUGGAGAGUACCAAGACAAAGGAAGGCCACCUUCAAUCGCUGAUAUGACUGCAGAAAAAAAAUACAACUUUUUAGGCUUUGAUCCGAGGAAGGAUACUCCUCCCGAUCAAACUCCUCAAAAAGAUACCACUGACCACCGCUCUGGAAACUUCACUCCUUCUCAGAUUCCACAAUCCCCUCCAUCCUGGACCAAUCCCACUCUCAAUUGUGAAAACUUUCCUGAUUACGAUAUAGUGAAUGGUGCCGACGAUGAGGACUGUAAGAGUAGUAAAAGAUUGAGCAAUCAACUGUCGACAGGAACUACCAGGAGCUCGAUUAGUGCUAUAGAGAGUUUGAAAAUGGAACGGGAAACGUUAUUGAAAAAUCUUUCAUCUUUAAAAGAGAAAAUAACUGAACUAGAACAGCAAGAAGAGGAAUUAAUCAGAGAGUCUGCCAUUGAAGAAGCACUUGUUAGUGGAGAAAUAGCAGCUCAAGAUGAAAAAUUAAAACAUGAAGAAAGUAGAGUCGCUAUUUUAAAAGAGAAAGCCAAAGAAUGCGAUAUUGAAAUGGAAAAAUGUCUGCAACGUCAGGCUCAAGGGCAAGAAAACUUCCAAGUUAUCAGCGAAAGGCAUAUGGCAAUGAUAGACAUUUUGGAAAAUAAGUUAUCGACAUGUGAAAAUGAAGAAUUGAAAAUUCAUCUGAAAGAAGCGUUGAAAGAACAGCAGGAACUGUUGGAUUCUGAAAGAAAGAACCAUGAAGUUUUGGAAUUCCAACUAGUGGAAGAAGAGGCAAGCUGGUUGUCUAAACGAGAAGACAUACAAAAAGAUCUUGAUGAAGCAAUGGAAAGGUUAGCUUUGAGAAAGGAAAAGGUUUUGAAUCUACAUUCUUCUCAGAAUAUAACCAACGAGUUAGAAAUACAAAAGCUUUCACAUUUGAAGGCGAUAGAAGAAGGUCGGAGUCGUCUAUUGAUGAUAAAUGAUGAGUUGGAAACGUUAUCCAAAUCUUAUCCCAGUGCGGACUCUCUCAUUUCUAGCAGUUCAGAUAAUAAAGUGGUGAGAAGAAGGGUUACCAGUCAAGACGAUUUGGAUCGGAUAUCGAAGAUAACUUCAGGAGCACCUAUCGAUAUGGGGUCGUCCAAUUCUCUCGGCAGAAGGACCAUAGCUUCCCUAAAAGAAAUCGAAAGGAACAGACAACUACAUUUGAUUAAUCAAGGAAGCCUGGUGAUAGAAGAGGAAAGGCAGAGGGUAGAAGAGCUGAAGCGGCAAGUUCAGGACGAGGUGAAAGCCCAAUGGGAGCAACAGAGGAACAGCAACUGCCAAUCGCUAACGAGCAUUACCAGUGACGACUCCAGUUUGGAGCCUACCAGGGACAGUGGUGUAAGCAGUGAAGAAGUUGAAAAGAAUAUGAUGUUUCCUGAUGAUAAUAAAAAUCGAGAUUCUUCUGAAACUCCUGUUGAUAACAAUCUCAUCAGCGAGACUCCAGAAAGUAGACCAACCUCAGAUGUUUCUGGGUACAGCGAUGAUCAACUGACUGUCAAAAUCAGAUCAAAAUCUACAUCUAAUCUACAAAGGCCGCUGACGAGAUACUUACCGAUCAAGAGCGAGAGUUUAGAUCUGAGAGCACACAUCGAGAGCGCUGGACAUCAAGUGGAUCUCUGCUCUCACGUUCAGCUGGAUUCAUUGUCCUGUCGCGGCUACCUCAGCAAGAUAGGUUCGAGAUUCAAAACUUUAGCCAGGCGAUGGUUUGUCUUUGACAGGGCAGCACGCACUCUGCUUUAUUUUUCAGACUCCUCUGAAAAGAAAAGGAGAGGUGGUGUACAUUUCCAGGAUAUCGAAGAAGUAUAUGUAGAUCACUUGAACACAUUCAAAUCACCAAAUUCUAAAGUAACCUUUGUCGUGAAAAGCACUACAAGAUCAUAUCAUUUGAUAGCUCCAAGCCCAGAGGCGAUGAGGAUUUGGGUUGAUGUUAUUUUUACUGGUGCCGAGGGUUACCAACAAUAUCCUCAUUAA
Nezara viridula (southern green stink bug) is the source of this 3192-nucleotide messenger RNA. The record is from the annotation of a GenBank genome assembly. Lineage: Eukaryota; Metazoa; Arthropoda; Insecta; Hemiptera; Pentatomidae.